Messenger RNA from Talaromyces marneffei, 1041 nucleotides. RefSeq lists its product as uncharacterized. The transcript is spliced from 3 exons. The coding region runs from base 1 to 1041 and encodes 346 amino acids. NCBI's taxonomy places the organism in Eukaryota, Fungi, Ascomycota, Eurotiomycetes, Eurotiales, Trichocomaceae. The record is from RefSeq and is a predicted model, not a curated record.
AUGUCCCUCACAGAAACCGAAAUCCAGGCCAAGGCCGCUCUGCAGAAGUCUCUGCGCGAAUCCGAAGAUCUCAUUCAUUUUGAGCCCAGAGUUUACGGAGAUUGGCGUGAUGAGUUCCAUAAGAACGGUUGUGUUGUGAUCAAAAAUGUUAUCAGCAAGGAAAAGGCCAAGUACUACUGCGACAAGCAGAUCGAAUGGCUUCACAAGUUUGACUUGGGGUUUGAUGAGAAUGACGAGAGUACAUGGACAGCUGAGCACUUGCCAGUCAACUUCAAGGGAGGCAUGUACUAUGCAUAUGCUGCGCCGCACGAAAAGAUGGCUUGGGAAGCCCGUAUAGAACCUGCCGUUAUCGAAAUUUUCGAGAAGCUAUGGGAGACCAAGGAACUGAUUUCAUCAUUCGAUGGCUUGAACGUCUCUCUGCCCCGACGAAAAGAUCUUGCAGGAACCCCUUGGCCACACUGCGACCAGAACCAAGCUCGCAAGGGAAUGCAGGCCGUUCAAGGUCUCCUGAACUUUGCUCCAAACGGGCCCAAGGAUGGAGGCUUGGUCUUGAUGAAAGGUUCUGCCAAGCUUUUCAAUGAAUAUUUCUCUCAGGACAGGGAGUCGUAUGCACACGAAGAUGCUCCUCCACCAGAGCUGAAGUAUCAAGAUCUUUUCUUAUUCGACCCAAAGGAUCUCAAGUGGUUCGAAGAUCGUGGUUGCGAGCUAGUCAAGAUCAACAUGGAACCUGGCGACUUUGUUCUCUGGGAUUCGCGCACCAUUCACUAUGCCGAAUUGCCUCAAGGCGACCAGAUUCGACACGUUCAGUAUAUCUGCAUGACACCUCGUCGAUUUGCGACUAAAGAAGCUCUGGAACUUAAGAAACAAUGCUUUAACAGCUGGAUGGGUACCACCCACUGGCCACACUGCAAUAUCCGCCCAUCCGCUGAGAAGCCUAUGCGGAAUGGCAAAGUCUGCCCGAAGUACCGCAUAGAACCAUUUGAGAAGCCUGAACUAACGGACCGCCUGUUGCAGCUGGCUGGAGUGAAGGGUUAUGAUUAA